This is a messenger RNA of Entamoeba histolytica HM-1:IMSS, 852 nucleotides long. RefSeq lists its product as uncharacterized. Gene Ontology annotation, biological process: mRNA processing. The coding region runs from base 1 to 852 and encodes 283 amino acids. NCBI's taxonomy places the organism in Eukaryota, Evosea, Mastigamoebida, Endamoebidae. The transcript has a single exon. The record is from RefSeq and is a predicted model, not a curated record.
AUGAAGAGAAAAACUAAGGAUAUUCAAUAUAAAAUUAAUAAGAACGCAUUAAAAGAAACAAGACUACAAUACGCUUAUGAUUCAAAUGGAAAAAAAAUGUUUCAUGGUGCUUUUGAGGGAGGGAAUGUCAAGGAAAUAGAUAAGAUUGAAACUGAACAAUUUGAACCAAUGGGAUUUACAUACUUUCAGGGUGGAAAAGGAAAAAAGAUUGAACUUGGAAUUGAAGAUAUUGUUGAUGAUGAAGAUGGGAUUGACUUUAAACAAAAGGAAAAAGAGAUUGAAAAAUUGAUAAAAUCAGGAAUGAGUUUUGUUGAAGCACAAAAAUUUUUGAAAGACAUCCAAUGGGAUGGAAAAGAAAGUAUUAUUGUUAAACGAAAAGGCAAAGAUUAUGAAGUGACAUUUGGAAGAGAAGAUGAACAAGACAAAAUAAUAGAAACAGAAAAUAGUCAGCUUUUGAUUAAUGAAGUACUUGGUAAAGGGUCAGAUGAAAUUAAAAGAAAUGAAGAAGAGAUUAAAAAGAGAUUAAAAGACAUUUCAAUUAAAAGAGAAUUUGAAGAUGGAAAAAAACAAAAACGGUAUGAACUUUAUCUUGAAGAAAUUGCAAACAAAAAUGCUGAUUUAAGCAGAUUUACUGAUCAAGAAAGAAAAGAAUUUUCUGGAACAGCAAUUGGAAGAUUGUGUAUUGGAAAAGAUGACCAGAGUCAUCUCAAUUGGUUAAAUAAGUUUAUUUCAUCAACACAACUCCAGAAUAAACAACAAGAAGAAAAGAUUGAGAAAAAAGAUAAUAAAAUUGAAAGAAUAAUUCAAAGCAUUGAAGUCCCAAUUCUUGUUAAAGAAAGGUUCAACAUAUAG